Messenger RNA from Perognathus longimembris pacificus (Pacific pocket mouse), 1617 nucleotides. RefSeq names its product CD68 molecule (gene Cd68). The record is from RefSeq and is a predicted model, not a curated record. Bases 407 to 1408 code for a protein of 333 amino acids. NCBI's taxonomy places the organism in Eukaryota, Metazoa, Chordata, Mammalia, Rodentia, Heteromyidae. The transcript has 7 exons. Gene Ontology annotation, cellular component: membrane.
CAAGCUUCUCAUGAGUCCAUUAAGAGGAAGUAGUGGUGGAGUCAAGAGGGGAAGGGAACAAACAGCUUGGCUCUAAAGCCUUCCCAGCUCAUUGUGGAGGCCUUGGAGAAGUUGGCCUUGUCUGGCUGUCAGGCCUUGCUGAGGUAGGCCCAAGGGUGGAGUCAACUUCCCCACUUCCUUCUAGCCUCCCAGAGACCAGUGACUGCUGUGACUUCUCCAGCUUGAGGCAGAGCCAGUAGGACCCUACCUAGCAAUUUCAAGGCGGAGCAGAGAUGCUUGAGUCAGUGGGUGGGGUCUGGUUACAGGAAGUUCAGACUUUCAAUUCCUCCCAAGAGCAGAGGAACAGUGGUUUGAGCAGCUGGAAUUUGCACACCCCAGCUAGACUGCCUGAGACUGGUCUGCCAUAAUGCUGUUAUUUUCCAUGGCUUUGCUGGGUCUACUAGCUGCCCAGGGAAUGGAAAGUGGCUGUCCUGAGAAUGAUUGUCCUCACAAAAAAUCUGCCACUCUGCUGCCAUCCUUCACGGUGACGCCCACUGCCACCAAAAGCACGGCAACACCUACAACCAGCCAUGGACCCACUACCACCAACCAUGGAAAUGUCACGGUUCAUCCAACAAACGAAAGCACCACCACCAGCCUUGGACCUACAGCUGUCACUCUGAAUCCUGCCAAUGUCACCAGCCAGGGAAAUGCUACAGUCUACCCCACAAGCAACAGCCCUGCUACCACCCCAGGAUCCACCAGUCCCUCCCACCCAACACCACCUCCACCCUCUCCAAGUCCUAGCCCAGGAUCCAAGGGUACUAUUGGAAACUAUACAUGGACUAACGGUUCCCAGCCCUGUGUCCAGCUCCAAGCCCAGAUACAGAUUCGAGUCCUGUAUCCAACCCAAAGUGGAGGAAAGGUCUGGGGUAUCUCUGUACUGAACCCCAACAAAACCAAGGCUCAAGGGGGCUGUGAGAGUGCUCAUCCCCACCUGCUGCUCUCAUUUCCGUAUGGACAGCUCAGCUUUGGAUUCAAGCAGGACCUGCAGCAGAGCCAGAGAGUGGUCUACCUCAACUAUAUGGCAGUGGAAUACAAUGUGUCCUUCCCCAAAGCCAGAACGUGGACAUUCGUGGCUGAGAAUGCAUCCCUUCGAGAUCUUCAGGCACCCCUGGGCCGGAGCUUUAGUUGUAGAAAUGCAAGCAUUGUUCUUUCUAAGGCUAUUCGUCUUGAUCUGCUCUUCCUGAGACUACAGGCUGCUCAGCUGCCCCAUUCAGGUGUCUUUGGGCCAAGUUUCUUGUGCCCCAGUGACCAAUCCAUCUUGCUGCCCUUCAUCAUUGGCCUGACGCUCCUUGGCCUCCUCACUCUGGUACUUGUUGCCUUCUGCAUCGCCCGAAGACGCCCUUCCACCUAUGAGCCCCUCUGAGCCCCUCAUUUCCUCACCAUGCAGCUGACUCAAAAGACAGAGUUAUCUUCCCUCUAUUUUUGGAAGAACAAGAGCUUCUGCAAUGGAAAGGGGGUGGGGGGAUAUGUGCUAUGUUUCCCCUCUCCCCAGGAGAAUAGUAAAACCUACUCCAAUCUUUGUCAUUGAUUUCUCUUGUCUUGCCAGGAUUAAAAGUCAUGAGUUUCUUGUCA